AUGUCAGACUCUGGUAUAGAAUCCAAUGAUUUUGUUCCUCCUGUUUUGUCUACUGAUCAAGAUGAAAAUACCUUCAGUUUCCAAAAAUAUUCUACUACAGAGAAAGAAAGAGAGUUUUAUCUAGGUAAAUAUACGGAGGAUGAGCUUAAAGAAAAGAUAUUUGACUACUACAACCUUAAGGGUUUAAUUCAAUAUUUUAAAAAUCAUCCAGAAUACUAUAAGGUGACAUUACAGUUUCCAGAUUCUUUAAUUCACGAUUCAACUAUAGUUGUAGGAAUAUUACAAGAAGUCUUAAACAAUGAAGUUCCAAUUUUAGGUCUUGAAAAGGAUAUGAAUGAAAAUAGUACGACACCAGAUAUGAGUACAAGAAAAUUUUGGGUAUUAGCUGAUACCGCGUACAGUGCUUGUUGUGUUGAUGAAGUUGCAUCGGAACAUGUACAGUCACAAAUAGUCGUUCACUUCGGAGAUGCAUGUUUGAAUGCAAUUCAAAAAUUACCAGUUGUUUACUCGUUUGGUAACUCCUAUUUGGAUACUUCAAAGGUCAUUGAAAAAUUUAAAGAUCAAUUUGAUGAUCAUGAUGCUAAGAUUUGUUUGAUGGCAGACUUCCCUAACUCUCAUAAUAUUACCUCGAUUUACAAAGCCCUAUUAGAAGAAAAUUACAAAAACCUAUACUUAUCAAGUAUCAAUCCAGAGCUUGCUAAUGACAAAGUUACAAUUUUAGGAAAUUCUGAAUUAGAGCCAUCUUUAAAAAUGGUACAUACGUUUGGCAAUAGAGCAUUAUACACAAUAGAUACCAACUUUAAAAAUUUCAAUGAUGAUCAACUUCGAGAGGAAUUUCAAUUAUUUCACAUAUCUAAACCAAUGGAUCCCCAUUUAUUAUAUUUAACUACAAUGUUUCAAUCUGUAUCAAUUUAUGAUAUUAAAGACGAUACAAUAAUGAAUGGACCAUUUCCUUCUCUAAUGAAACGUUAUAAAUAUAUGCAUGUAGCAAGGACAGCAGGUUGUAUCGGUAUAUUGGUUAACACUCUUUCGUUAAGAAAUACAAAAGAAACAAUAAGCAGAUUAUCCAAGUUAAUUAAGGAUAAUGGGAAAAAGCAUUAUUUAUUCGUAGUUGGCAAACCUAAUGUAGCAAAAUUAGCAAAUUUUGAAGCAGUGGAUAUUUGGUGUGUGUUAGGUUGCGGUCAAAGUGGUAUUAUACUUGAUCAGUAUAAUGAAUUCUAUAAGCCAAUUAUCACUCCAUAUGAAUUAACAAUGGCUCUAAACGAUAAAGUGACCUGGACAGGGAAAUGGUUAGUUGAUUUUAAGCAAGUCCUAAAUGAGAUAGAAAAAGGAGAAGAAGAAAAAGAAGAAGAUAACAUUAAUGGUGUGAGCUAUAACAAUGAAGUAAAUGAAGAUAGCUUGGUUCCAGAGUUUGAUGCGGUUACAGGUAGAUAUAUCAGUACUUCUAGACCCUUGAGAAACAUAACACAUUUAUCAAUUGACAAUCCUAAUGAUAACUCCAGUUCAUCUACUAGUUUGAUCAAAAAUGUCUCAGGAGGUGUGCUUAUCAAAGGUACAGUCUCCACUUCUGCAGAAGCUUUGCAAAACCGUGAAUGGUCUGGUCUAGGUAGUGACUUUGCACAACAAGACGGCUACGAAGAAGAAGGUGCUACAUUAGAGCAAGGUAUAGGCGGUGUCGCCCGUGGUUAUGGAUUUGACAGGAAUCGUAACUAA
This is a messenger RNA of Tetrapisispora phaffii CBS 4417, 1713 nucleotides long. It is a transcript of the gene DPH2, whose product is annotated as 2-(3-amino-3-carboxypropyl)histidine synthase. Gene Ontology annotation, molecular function: 2-(3-amino-3-carboxypropyl)histidine synthase activity. The coding region runs from base 1 to 1713 and encodes 570 amino acids. The record is from RefSeq and is a predicted model, not a curated record. Lineage: Eukaryota; Fungi; Ascomycota; Saccharomycetes; Saccharomycetales; Saccharomycetaceae. Gene Ontology annotation, biological process: protein histidyl modification to diphthamide. The transcript has a single exon.